AUGGCAGCAGAAACGGGAAGACCACAAGGCCUGAAUCAGCAGAGGGCCAAAACGGAACAGGAACUGGCAGCGCUGAGGAAAGACUACGGCCAGCUCAAGCAGACCGUGAACGACGAGCUGACGGAGGAACGGGAACAGGUCUACCGACAUCUGGAAAGUAUCGACGAGCUGCAUGAGUUGGUUCUGACCCUACACGAGAAUCUGAUCGUAACGAAAGCGGGUGAUGAGUUUGUCGAGCGGAAAACGCUCAGCAUGCAGGAUGAGGUGGCUCUUUUAAGAGACCAGCAGCAUAACCGGGAGCAGGAAGUGCGCCGGACCGAGCGAGAUUACCAUGACAAGAUCGUUCAACAAGUCUUAGAGGAACAACUGCGGCAACAGUACCAACACUCUCAACAGUUGGUCGCCUACAAGGAAGAACUGGAACGGGCCGAAGCCGACAACAAGCGGCAGAUAUCGGAGCUCCGGAUGCAAGCCAUCGAGCUAGGCUACCAACGAAAACAGGAAGACCUGGCCAACAACGAGGCCGUCCAGAAGGACUUUGUAAAGCGAUCUCAAUUGCUGCAGAUUCAGCUGGAGAAGAUCCACUCGGCGGACACGCAGGUCCGCUGGCAGGACGAUCAGUGCCCAAACUGCCGGAAGGAUUUCACGAUGACCCGACGGAAGCAGCACCGUCAUCACUGUGGCACUAUCUACUGUAAGAUGUGUCUCACCAAAACGGUUCCGACGGGACUGAACCGACUGUAUGUCUGGGUCUGUGACGUGUGUCAUACGCUGCUGGUCCAGGGCACGGCACCCUAA
Messenger RNA from Aedes albopictus (Asian tiger mosquito), 798 nucleotides. Its product is annotated as RUN and FYVE domain-containing protein 2-like. Gene Ontology annotation, molecular function: metal ion binding; GTPase activator activity. The coding region runs from base 1 to 798 and encodes 265 amino acids. Gene Ontology annotation, cellular component: intracellular membrane-bounded organelle. The transcript is spliced from 3 exons. The record is from RefSeq and is a predicted model, not a curated record. Lineage: Eukaryota; Metazoa; Arthropoda; Insecta; Diptera; Culicidae. Gene Ontology annotation, biological process: endocytosis.